Messenger RNA from Cottoperca gobio, 6459 nucleotides. It is a transcript of the gene pcgf3, whose product is annotated as polycomb group ring finger 3. The transcript is spliced from 10 exons. Lineage: Eukaryota; Metazoa; Chordata; Actinopteri; Perciformes; Bovichtidae. The coding region runs from base 230 to 979 and encodes 249 amino acids. The record is from RefSeq and is a predicted model, not a curated record.
CGCCUCACUGCUUCAGUAGUGCUGUUUCGGCCUGUUCCGCGGCCGCUCGGUCAUUUUCGCCUCUUUGUUGUACUGAUAGUGGAUUUAACUCGGAUUCAACCCAAUAUCCAGCGGACCGUGCUGCUCCCAAACAGGCUCCAAUGAGAGUCUCUCCAUGAUGAGGAGCUAACACUGUCGGCCGCACAACCGCAGGAAGAGACGUGGCCGCUGCACCAUCCACAGCCGACGCAUGGCGGUAUUAGGGAACCCCGACAUGCUGACGAGGAAGAUAAAGCUGUGUCACAUCAACGCCCACAUCACAUGUCGUCUGUGUGAUGGAUACCUGAUCGACGCCACCACCGUCACCGAGUGCUUACACACCUUUUGUAGAAGCUGCCUAGUGAAGUAUCUGGAAGAAAACAACACGUGCCCCACGUGUAGGAUUGUUAUUCAUCAAAGCCAUCCACUGCAGUACAUCGGCCAUGACAGAACAAUGCAAGACAUUGUCUACAAGUUGGUACCGGGACUUCAAGAGGCGGAGAUAAAGAAGCAGCGGGACUUUUAUCAGAAGUUGGGGAUGGAGGUGCCUGGAGACAUUAAAGGAGAUCUUUGCAACAUGAAGACUCAUCUAGAUCAACGCAAUGGCGACACAAAAACAGACGAGACGGCCAAUAAGGAUGCAGGAGAGGAGAAACCAGAGGAGGACAACGACUAUCACCGCAGCGAUGAGCAGGUCAGCAUCUGCUUGGAGUGCAACAGCAGCAAGCUUCGAGGUCUGAAGCGCAAAUGGAUCCGCUGUUCAGCACAAGCCACAGUCCUCCACCUCAAGAAGUUCAUCGCCAAAAAGCUUAACCUGACAUCUUUUAAUGAGCUGGACAUUUUAUGCAACGAGGAAAUCUUGGGGAAGGACCACACGUUGAAAUUUGUUGUUGUGACGAGAUGGAGAUUUAAGAAAUCCCCCCUCCUGCUCCAUUACAGACCCAAGAUGGAUCUGCUGUAGCUAAAACGGACACAACGGUUGUUUUGUUUUUUUGGGCCCAGUGGCCGCGGACUGUGCCGAAACCUUUUUAUUUAUGCAAAGACGAUCAGCCAACACCAAGCAAACACCCGACGGUAAAAGUCAACACAAGCCAGCUAAUCGGGAUUUAAAGGGCGGGGUGGGGGGGGACAACUACAAGAAAACCUGGCAACCUCCAGCACAGACUCUGCAACACUGGUGUGUUUUUAGGAACUAAAACAACCUUUUUUUUGUCCGCGACAUCCUCGAUAUGUGAACAAAACAAAAAAGAAAAAAAAAACUAAUGGAGAGAAAGCAUAUAUUUAUACUUUUGUACAGAAGAGACACAUGGAACCAAGACACUACUGGUGCUCUGUUUACACGUAAACAAGAUGUCGGGAAUCACGUGACUUUUUGAGCUUCAUGCAGAUUUCAUCCUCCCAAGACAAUGAUUGACAGGGGGGGGAGGAGGCGGGUUGUUUUUUUUUAGUUGUUUUUUAAAUAAAAAAAGGUGUUUUUUUUUCUUUCUUCAACAAAUACAGUCGACACAUCUUGGGCGCACAGAAAGUAUAUGGACAAAGUUAUAUAACAGGCAUCACUUUUAAGCUGUUUAUCAAGUAAAUUGUCAUUUUUUAAUUUUCAUUUUGUUGGCUUUGUCUAAUUUGCUAUUGGGUUCUUGAUGAUUGUCAAUUGUGAAUAGGCUAAAAAAAUUUGUGUAGUAAUUUAUGUUCUAUAUACCAAUAUUGUACAUAAAAUGUCAUUACAUAGAGAGAGAGAGAGACUGAAGAGAGUAAGAGAGACUUUAGACUGUUAAAGAAAACAGAGUGGAUCCCAGAAGUGCUAUCUAUAUGUUGGGCGAUAAAUUAGGAUUUUUAAGACAGACUCACUAUCGGUAUCAAAGUAUAUAGAUGCAUCUUUAUGUUGUCUGAGAAGACACGAAACAAAUAUAUCAAAUCCUCUGCCAUGUGUGUGUAUGUGGGGUCUGAGUAAGUUACAUUGCUCUCAUAGCAUUACCUGAAGAAGAAAGCUUCAAACGUAUCCCCCCCCCCCCUGCUCCUCAUCUCACCUACCUUCCUGUCAUCGUCUAAAAUCCAUCCUUGUGUUCCUGCAGACGCCGUUUGCCCCCUCAACACCAUUUCAUUUUCCAAAACGUCUCUCAAAGCUGCAAUAGAAAACGAUUUCCCCCCCCCCCCCCUUGUAAAAAUACAUAGCAGUCUCCCAACAGCCUGCAUCAGAGGAGAGCAUAUUAUCCCAUUUACCCAAAAAUAAAUGGUGUGAAGUGACAUUUUCUCGCCCACAGGAAGUGAAUGACAUUUAGGAGCAAAAUAUAGCAGUUUGAAGUAUCAGACCGGUCGCAGUGCAGAUUACUGACGUCACACCGUCGUGUUUAUGGGGUUUAGUUUUCACUUUCUUCUCACUGCCAGUUGGGAGUUGCAGAUGUGCAAAGUUGCACCGCGUUUCAGAACGUUUCUGGAUUGUUUUGUCACACAAUGAGUAUAAAACGUGUUUGUUUCUUUGUGUUGCAGGAUAGCCAGUGUUCAAUAUUGUUGACUUCACACGACACAAAUUUCUGAGUAUUUUUGAGAACUCGCAAAAUUCAGGUUUCGCAGGUUUUUUGAGCAUUUUGAUAAUGAAAUUCUGAAUAAAAUGACUACUGUUCGGUCAUUUGGUGCUUAUAAAUGUGUGUUUCUAAUCUUGAGGAGGAUUGUUCCUCAGGACACGGCAAACAAAUGUUCUGUUUAACUACAAAAAAAUGUCUUUACUCACAGCAUUCAACUGCUGAACUGUUAACGUGACCACAACUGGAUCCCUUAACGCCACGUCAGACCUCAAGUAGUAUUACCUCACUGACCUGUCUGUAUGGAAACAAGUUAUUCACCCUCUGCAUCAUCAAGCCGUGUUGUCUGUUCACAUGCAGGGUUCCUAUGCAUCAUCAGGCUCCACAAGUCUGCAAAAAUCUAUUAUUUUGACAUCUUCCUUGAGAUUGAAGCUCCAGUCUGAACGGGCCGAUGCACAGACAUCCUCCGAUCAUUCCCAGUAUUGUGAUAUUUGCAGUUUUGUAUCGUGAUCUUCAGGCAAAGUCAGAUUCUUCUCAUCCAUCAUUGUAUAUCUAUCAUAAUGUUUAAUUCCAACAUCUGGAGACGUGCAUAGGAACUCUGCUUCACAAGGACCUUUGACGUGUUACAGGAGGUUUUUAUAGCCGACAGGUCUGUAACGAACCAGCUCAACCAAAACUCCUCCAGCAGUCUGUGAUCUCUGCGUGUUUCAGUCCUUAUGGUAACCUUUAUGUUUCACGGCCCUUAAUCCAAUGUAAAGCGUUCAUUGUUUUUGGUUUUUACUUUGGUACAUACAAUCAUACAUAGUAUGGGUUUGAAAAGGUUGAAAUGCAAAAUGAGUCCAAGUGAAAAUCUGAUUUAUUUUCAUUUGCAGCACAAACAUUCUGCAUUUUGAAUUGACUUUUGAGUCUUGUGAUUGUUCUCUGUGCACCUUGUGAUUGUUAUCCUCUGUGCACCUUGUGAUUGUUCUCCUGCAACACCUCGAGAAGUAGAAACAGACCAAACUAAAUCUUUACAUUUGAUGUAUUCUUUAAAAGGAUUAAAAACCAAAAACAAUGAUCCUUACGGGCCUGUCAGCUCCUGCAAGAGUGUUGUGUUAGAACUUGUUGAAAAUCCUUGAGUGCGCUGCUGUGUCUCUGUCGGUGCAGACUUGCUGUUCUAAAGGCUCGUACGCAGGUUGUUUCUGAGGUCGACGUCACCGUGAUCUGGUUUGCUAUUUUACAUUUACCAGCCAUCACAUGUUAAUGUUAUUCCUCCAGUCAGCUGUCUGUCACUCGUCUUUGCUCCUCAAGAGUCCUCGUCGUGUUCUCGUGCCGUCACCUCACGGUCCUCCGGUCUGUCGAUUGAUACAAUCUCUUUCCUGUACAGAAGCUUUUUCCUCAGGUGAUUAAGCUGCAAAGCGCCCAACACACGGUGCUACUGACGAUGACUUCAAACAGGAACGUCGUCUAAACUCACAUUUCUGUAUUCUGUAGAACACGGCGCACACUGUUGUACUGUGUGGAAGGACUGGCAUUGAAACAAAGGUUACAUGUCUGUAAGUUCAUUUUUUAAUCCUUGUCGUCACACUGCUGCACCUUUGUGUGCAAAACCUUUUCGUGUUUUCACAUCAGAACGGGUUUGUUUUCUGAAUCUCAGAUCUUAUGAGUAUAAACAUGUUACCUACAUGGUGAUGGUGACAGAUGUGCACACGCAUACUUCUGCACAACUGAUCUCGCUGCACUUAAGAUUGAUUUCACAGCCUGCGGUUUCUCUAGUUUCUCUACCUUCACACACAAACAUCUGGUGUGAGAAACGUUGAGCGCCGUGUGGACGAAGAUCCUUUCACUUUGUGAGUAUUGUUCAAAGAGUCCUGUGAUGUGUGACGGAUGGGGAAAGGACGGAGUCUUUGCCACAGUGACUGGUCAGCACUCUCUCUGGCGCCGGUGCUUCCUCUGGUGCUAACAACUCCUCGUUGGAGAACGAUUCAGUCGGAGACGGACGAGCACUGUGCUGCUGAGAUCUCCCGUCGCCUUUUUUCACACGUCUUUGCACUGAACUCGCUCGUACUCGAGUCUUUUCUCGUCGGAGCCGUCUCGCUGCGCAGGCACUGAAGGUGCUGCCUUUUUUCACCACUUUUUUAAUGAGUUGUUGGGUUUGGUUUAUCCUCAUGCCUGGGCUUGUAUUGGACAGAGUCCGACUGUGAUGGGACUGAUUCUGUGAGGAAGUAGGUGUGAAAGUGACCGCUCUGCUGAGAUGUUUGCACCUCCUGAGAUUCAGAUUGAGCUUUAAAAAAAACCCACAUAAAGUUGAUUUAGUUUCUCUUGACCUUCCCCAGUGUGCGUUUGAAUACUGCCGGCUGCAUCUUCCACCCGCCCCACGCACCAGAGUGGAUCGAUGUUGGCGCUCUCUUUAUCAGCACCAACAUUGAGACAUCAGAGCCGCUACGCUUGACAGCCAAACUAAGAGGCUUACAGGCGGCUCGCUGCAGAUGGGGCCCAGGGUGGAGCGAGGCCCUGAGCUGUCAGAGCUUCAGCUCUUGACCUCAUCUUCUCUGCUUUGACCUUGAACACCUGUCAGCCCGUUCGUUAUCUCCUGCUGCGACCUGUAAGAGCUGCGUGAAGUUUUGAUUAGAGGUUGUUUUGACUGUCGGGACCAGCACCCCCCACCACCACCACGGUGUGAAGACGAGUAAACAAUUUCCUCUUCUUUGUAAACCGUCUCUGCAGGCGUAGCAGUUCAAGCUCUUCUACGUUCACGCCUCUGUAAUAAGUGUCCACUCUGGGAGGGGGUCGUCUGUCACUCUCCCUUGUUUCUGAGUCGUGUUUAAAGCUCAUAAAUCUCAGUGUGUGUGUGUGUGUGUGUGUGUGUGUGUGGAGAGACCUGGAGGGUCACUAAGAUAUCUGGCCGGGAUGGCUCUGCACUGCACCUCUGCAGCUGAUGCCGGCUCUGAGAGGCGGCCCCCCCAUGGUGGUUAAAUGAUGGAUUGUUUUACAUCUUCAGCAUCGUGAGUUUAGCUUUCAGAGAUAGUUCCCUGACGGUCGGACCAGAGGACUCCCCUUGACUUGUGUACGAGUGCUAGAUUGAGAUUGUUGGUUUCAGUAAUUCCCUAAUAAGUUGUGAAAUGGGUCAACAGGUACCAAAGCUCUCAGUGGCAUGCCCCCAUGAGCCAUAGCAGAUGUCGUCAAUCAAAUCUGUCCAAUUUCUUUUUUUUAUUGUUAUUUAUUUAUGUUGAAAAAGUGACUUCUGCAGUAGUUUUUUUAAUUUUUUGAAAAGAGAUUUGCUCUCAACUUUGUGCGUCUCUCGUUUUCUUGUGUGGAACCGAACUCAUAAAAUGGCUUAAAUUAAUGAUUUGCAAUUGAAUUCCCUUUUUGUAUUAUUCCAGGUGUGUUGAUGUCCACACACAUGAGGUGUCUUCUUUUUUUUAGGUCAAGCGCAGACAAAAACUAAAUUAUGUGAAUCUGGCAGUGCGGUUGUUGAAGACGUGCAAUAUACGCUUCUCAGAUGGUUCCAGGACUUUUUGCUGUUUUUUCAUUUUUCCAGUCAGUUCCUCAGGUCACUAAAUGCCUUCUGGUCCUGAGGGGGACCAGGAACUCUCAGAACAUACACUAAUGCACCCGAAAUACAAAGCGACUGGAUAUUAUUUAAGUCUUGUCUCUCUCUCUUUUCUUUCUCCCUUUUUUUUCUGUGACAAUUUCCUCAGACUGUUUUUUUUUGUUUUGUUUUUCAGGUUAACGCAGGCACUUAUUCAGGUGUCCUUUUCCUUGCCUCCUUUUGUAUUAUUGUUAUUUAUUGCACAUGUAAUGAACUGGUUUCCAUUGCCACAUUGAAUUCAAGGAGUUUUGGGUCUAGAAUGGGGCUGGAAUUUCUUACGUACAAAACUACAGAAGCUUUUGUCAAAACCUAAGUGUGUAUUUCAUCAAUAAAUGCCUUUAAAAGUGUCCGUCA